UUUUUAACCGUUGGUUUUGUUCAUAACGACACUUGCCUCUAUCUGCCGCGACUGUAGUACGGAAGGUGAGCAGAAAUAAGAAAGGCUACACUACAGCUCUCUGCUUGCAGCACGUCAGUCACGCUCGUUGGGAAAAAAAACACACAUGAAACUCAAUUUCCCAUGAUGCGUUUGGACAAACAUAACAGUCCGAGCCUUGUGCCAGAGCCAGAGUGUUUAAUAAUUCCCAGACUCUGAGGUUUGGUCUCAGUAGGUUUUGGAGUCAAGCUGAAAAAUGCAGCAUGUGAAAGCAGCGGUGGUCGGAGCAGGUGUGCUGGGUUUAUCCACGGCAGUGCGUAUCGCUGAGGCGCUUCCAUAUUGUUCUGUAACUGUUAUUGCUGAGAAGUUCUCGCCUAACACUACCAGUGAUGGAGCUGCUGGAAUCCUCCUACCGACUGAGUUUCCUGACAUCCCUAUUGAACGGCAACAGCGUUGGUUCAAGGAGUCAUUUGAUCAUCUUCUGGCCAUUGCAUAUUCCCCACAAGCCGCAGAUGCCGGCGUGUACUUGAGCUCCGGGUACCACAUUUUCAAGGAAGUACCCAGUGAGAAAAAGCCCUUCUGGGCAGAUUUGGUGUUUGGAUUUAGAUACAUGUCGGAUCAAGAAAUGAAGCUUUUCCCUAAUCAUAAGUUUGGACAAGCGUUCACCACAUUAAAGUGUGAAUGUCUCAGCUACUUGCCAUGGUUAGAAAAAAGGUUUAGAGCAGUUGGAGGUCAGAUCCUUCAUGAAAAGGUGACUGACCUUCAUAAACUGGCCCUGAAUUACGAUGCCAUUAUUAAUUGCUCAGGCGUUGGCUCACACUUUUUGGUGAAGGAUGAGGAGGUCUAUCCAGUUCGAGGACAAAUGUUGACGCUUGACGCUCCUUGGCUGAAGAACUUCGUACGAGAUGGAGAUGGCAAGACCUACAUCUACCCUGGCAUCAGGUACGUCAACAUUGGAGGCACACGGCAGAGGGGCGACUGGCGGAUGGAGGUGGAUAAAGAGGACAGCGAGGGGAUCCUGGAGCGCUGCAUCCGGCUGGAACCGUCCCUACGAGUGGCUCAGGUGAUGGGUGAGUGGGUGGGACUGCGGCCGGGCAGGGCGAACCCGCGGGUGGAGCGGGAAUAUCUGCAUGUACAAGGCCGUCAGGUGCCUCUGGUGCAUAACUACGGUCAUGACGGCUGUGGUGUUACUCUGAGCUGGGGGUCGGCACUGGAUGCGCUCAAUCUGCUGAAAGAGUCUGUUUGAUAAACCACCUCAAGCCAGAAUGUAAAUCUGCUGUGUCAUGCACUUAUUGACUCAUGAUACUGAUAUCUUUGCAUUUGUGCAUGAGAAAUAGCACUUUAAUCUUGAUAGAUAAAACAUAAUUUUGCAUCUAAAAUAUAUUUAAAAAAAAUUAUUAAUAAUUUCUGUCUCACUCAUUUUAUUUGUUAAUUUCUCCAUCAUCAGUUUGUAGGCUGUUUUCAAUACAUGUUGGUAAAAUGUAUUUAAUCUUGAAGAUAAAAUGUGUAAAAAAACAAAUGUUUGAAAAG
Megalobrama amblycephala (Wuchang bream) is the source of this 1548-nucleotide messenger RNA. RefSeq names its product D-aspartate oxidase (gene ddo). The transcript has 6 exons. The record is from RefSeq and is a predicted model, not a curated record. Gene Ontology annotation, molecular function: FAD binding; D-amino-acid oxidase activity. Lineage: Eukaryota; Metazoa; Chordata; Actinopteri; Cypriniformes; Xenocyprididae. Bases 275 to 1264 code for a protein of 329 amino acids.